AUGGGCUCUGCGGCCUGUGCUGACGUCCGACUUCAGCAUGUCGAUAACUACGUUCGCAUCCUGAAGCAGGUAGUGAACAAGGAUCCGUUGGACAGCAUCGAUCCGAAGUACAAGGAAGACCUGCCAAAGGACCUCCAGCAGAAGCUUAUAGCAGCCAAAGACAGCCUGCCAGAUCAGCUCGUCGACUUGAUGGGCACGUUUGGCGAGACGCGGCUAACAGAGACUUACAUCGGCGUAGAAACUGAGAUCAUGUCGAUCCUCCAGUCCAUCCGCGACUACACAAGCAUAGAGAUUGAUGAUGAAACCUUCGAG
Molecule: messenger RNA, 312 nt
Organism: Symbiodinium pilosum
Lineage: Eukaryota; Dinophyceae; Suessiales; Symbiodiniaceae
Source: the annotation of a GenBank genome assembly